This is a messenger RNA of Onthophagus taurus, 2312 nucleotides long. RefSeq lists its product as uncharacterized. Lineage: Eukaryota; Metazoa; Arthropoda; Insecta; Coleoptera; Scarabaeidae. Gene Ontology annotation, cellular component: extracellular region. The record is from RefSeq and is a predicted model, not a curated record. Gene Ontology annotation, molecular function: chitin binding.
UGUUUAACAUAAGUUUUAAGAUAGUAAAAACAAGUUGUUCUUUGUAAAAAGAUGUUCUUAAAAUUUUUGCUACUGGUUUUAUUCAAAAAUCUUAAUGAAUGUCCCAAUGAAGGAAUAUUUUCCAUACCAAAUACUGGUUGUAAAUCUUACAAAAUAUGCAGUCAAUUAGGAGCAUCGAAUUAUUCUUGUCCAUCAACUACAUUAUUUGAUCAAAGAGCACAAAAAUGCGUUUUAGAUUUUGUUUGUCCUGACACAAUUUGUGCUCAAGUUCCUGCUGGGUUAUAUCCAGAUCCGAAUUAUCCAAGUAAUAAGAAAUUUUAUAUCGAAUGUUAUGGGGUUGAAAAUUUUAAUGUAAGAUAUGGAGAAUGUAUUGAUGGCCAAAUUUUUCAAAGUGAUUCUGGGAAAUGUGAUAAAGAAGAAAUUGCAACAACCACAUCAGCACCUUUAAUUCCAAUAAGUAAUUGCUCUGUAUCUGGUAGUAUUAUUCCUAUUUUUAAUACAAAUUGUGAAAAAUAUGGGAUUUGCGAUAACUUCGCACUAGAAAUUUUUAAUUGUCCCAUAACGACAUUUUUUGAUCCAUGGACAAAUAAAUGUCGUACUGAUUACAAAUGCUUAGAAAAGUACUGUUUAAAUGAACCUGAAGAUAUUUACUACUUAGAUCCAAAUGAUUCUGAUAAAAAGCGAUAUUUUGAAUGUUUAAGAACUGUUAAAGGUGUUUUGCCAUCAUACCGUUGGUGUGGGGAUGAUGCAUUUUUUGAUGAAGAAGAAAAAACAUGCAUCUCUUCAUCAUCCUCAACUCCGAAUUGCACCUCAUAUGGUAUUUUCCCAGUAUAUUGGAAAGUAACGAAUUGUACACAAUACGGAAUUUGCUCAAAUUCAGUAUUAGAAACUUAUCAAUGUCCUAAUAUGACAUUCUUCGAUCCAUUUGAAAGCGAAUGUUCUCAUCAUCAUCAAUGCUUAGAAAUCUAUUGUUAUAACAACCCUGAAAAUAUUUAUUAUUUAGACCCAAAUGAUCCAAUCCAAAAACGAUAUUAUGCGUGUAUUUGGGAUGAAAAAGGAUUAUUACAACUGUAUUAUUGGUGUGGGGAUGAUGAAGUUUUUAAUGACGAUACAAUAUGUGUUGAUGCAGAUGUUGCAUGUACUAGAGAAGGUAUUCUUCCAACAAAUCGCAGCAAUGAAUUCCGGAUUUGUUUUAAAUCAGAAACGUCGUUAGUAUUAAGAACAUAUAAAUGUGCCAUUUUGACAUAUUUUGAUCCAUGGAAGAGCCAAUGCGUUUCUGAUUUUAUAUGGAUAAAUGAUUAUUGUGAGUUCCAACCUAAAAAUGUAUUCUACCUAGAUCCAAACGAUUCAGAAAAAAAGCGUUUUUAUCAGUGCGUUUGGUACAAUACAACUUUACGCGAAAGAGUUAUCCCAUUGUAUUAUUCUUGUGGGGAUGAUGAAAUUUUCGAUGAAAUCAAUAAAAGAUGUAUUACAACUACAACAUUAGUAGCUUCAACAUCAGAUUGUUCUGUAGUUGGUAGCACUUUCCCAGUGUAUUACACAAAUUGUUUAGAGUACAAGAUUUGUUUCAAAUCAGAAUUUUCUUUUGAUUUAAAAACUUAUCGUUGCCCUGGAUUGACUCUUUUCGAUCCAUUCAAAGGUGGAUGCGUUUUUGAUUAUACAUGUAUAGAAAACUAUUGUUUCGACCAACUCGAAAAUGUAUUUUACUUGGAUCCAAAUGAUUUAGAGAAAAGACGAUUUUAUGAAUGUAUAUGGGACGAAAUGGGAGUUUUCCCAAAAUAUUAUUCUUGCGAAAUCGGGGAAGUUUUUGAUGAAGUAAAUCAAAAGUGUGCACCAAUUCCUUCCCCAAAAUUAAUUCAACCAAUUUCUGAUUGCUAUAAAGAAGGAUUAUUUCCAGAGCCUUAUUCAGAUUGCAAAAUAUUUAAAAUUUGUCGGGUUGAUGGCAAAUCUUAUUUAGAAGAAAAAUAUUAUUGUCCAACGAUGGAGUUUUUCAACCCAUGGAAAAGUGAAUGCGAUUCUGAUUACGAAUGUUUAGAAAAUACAUGUUUGGAUAAACCUGAAGGAACGUUAUUUUUAGAUCGAAACGAUCCCGAUAAGAAGCGUUAUUAUCAAUGUGUUUGGGACGGUUUCAGAAUUUCACCUUUAUAUCAUUUCUGUAAUGAUGGGAACAUUUUUGUUGAAGAAAAAGAGAUGUGUGUUGAAAAUAUUGGGUUUAUGACGUGGAUGUGGAUGGCAUUAAAGAAAUUGUUUGGAUAAAAUAAACACUUUUUUGAUUAAUGUAAUUUAAUGUUUAAAUAAAACUUUUAUUGCAA